Chlorocebus sabaeus (green monkey) is the source of this 630-nucleotide messenger RNA. NCBI's taxonomy places the organism in Eukaryota, Metazoa, Chordata, Mammalia, Primates, Cercopithecidae. The record is from RefSeq and is a predicted model, not a curated record.
AUGUCAGCAACUAUUUUGACAGCCUUUUCUCUCCAUGAAGUCCUCAUCCUCAGGGAAACAAAAAGUUAUCAAGAACUGGGAUAUAGACUCUCGCCGGCCCCCACCAAAUGCGGAGCAACCCGCGAACUCACACCGGUUUCUCUCCAUCCUCAGCCUGCGCGCCACCAUCGCCGUCAUGCUGGCGCCACUCUCCGCCGCUGCGCGGUGACCGCAACCGCCUGGGCCGGCCCUCGAGGCCUCCUGCAUUCUGCCCCAACCCCCGGCCCCGCCGCGGCUAUCCAGUCAGUUCACUGCUAUUCCCAUGGGUCACACGAGACAGAUGAGGUGUUUGAUGCUCGCUGGGUAACAUACACCAACAAGCCAGAUAUAGAUGCCUGGGAAUUGCAUAAAGGGAUGAGCAACACACUUGUUAGCUAUGAUCUGGUUCCAGAGCCCAAAAUCAUUGAUGUUGCUUUGUGGGCAUGCAGACGGUUAAACGAUUUUGCUAGUGCAGUUCGCAUCCUAGAGGUCGUUUAGGACAAAGCAGGACCUCAUAAGGAAAUCUACCCCUAUGUCAUCCAGGAACUUAGAUCAACUUUAAAUGAACUCGGAAUCUCCACUCCGGAGGAACUGGGCCUUGACAAAAUGUAA